CUAGGGUGGAAAUUCCCAGGUUACAACACGGAACACUAGUACUUCCGUAAUCAGUUUGAGAAGUGUAUCUCGGAGGGCAGCUUGGAGAUCUUAGCACUAGUCGAGACAGUGCGUUCCCCUACAGGAUGCUUUGUAAGUGAACAAGCAGUCAAUGGAAGGGAAAGGGCCCUAUCGCAUUUACGAUCCCGGUGGGAGCGAGCCGAAGGAUGAGGCGAGCAGCGUGACCUACCGCCAGCUGCUGGAGGAGAACUGCAUGCUGAGAGAGAGGAUGAAGGGGCUCAAGAGCCUGGGAGACCUGCUUGAAGAAUCGCAGACUGAGGCAUCUAAACUCCGUCAAAGAGUGGAAGAGCUUGUGAGAGACAAUGAGAUCUUGAGGUCCUCAUCCAGUUUCAAUUCCGCUGUUGGAAUUGCCCUUCCUACGCAUGCUGAAACACAGGUCCAAGAUGAAAGUUAUGGAGAGAAUGCAGGAUUGAAGGAAACCCAGGAGUGUCAACCAAGAAGCAGACAGAGACCUGCAUCCAGUGAGGGCUCUUCAGAGUUUGAAGUUGUGAAUCUUGAAGAAAGACGUGGUUCUGAUGAAGAAAACAAGUCAGGUGCAAUGCUUCAGCUGCCACAGGAGAAUGCGGAGCUGGUCAGCCAGCUGCAGAAGCUGGAGAGUUCACUGAGUGUCUUUGCAGAAGAGUCCAAUAAGAACCAGCUGCUGACACAUCUGGGGCGGAUGGCACUGGAGUUUAACCGGCUGUCCUCUAAAGUACAAAAGAAUGAGCAAAAAACAUCACUUCUUCAGACCCUAUGUGAACAGCUAAGACAAGAGAAUACUGAUCUGCGGAGGAAAAUGGAAGAAGAUCUUCAGUACAGAAACCAAGACUUGGAGGAGCUUAGGCAGGAAAACCUAAAACUGAAGAAGCUUGUGACUGGCUCAGAUGAGCAGAAGGUAGGGUUGCAGUUUGGAUCCAAGCAAGAUGUACUGAAACAGGAACCUGUAGGUGUAAAGAUGGAAGUGGCUCUAGUGCAACAGGGUGGCAAAGCAGUGGAGAAGUCAGAAUCCAAGAGCUGUGAUCCAGAAGUGUAUGAGAAGAAGAUAAAACUCCUGGAAAAGCAGAGAAAAGAUGUACUGGAGAUAAAUAAGCAGUGGGAUAUACAGUGGAAUUCCAUGAGACAACAGUUUGAACAGAAGAUCACUGACCUGAGGCAGAGACUAGCAGAUUCCCAGAAAGCAGUGUCUGAGCUGGAGGCUGAACGGGAGCAGAAGCUGAGGGACUAUGACAGGAAGCUCUUACUGGCCAAGUCUAAGAUCGAGAAUCUGCAGGCAGAGAAAGAGCGGCUAACUGCAGAGGUCACUGAUCUCAAACAUAAGAUGAAGUACGUCCAGGACCAGCUAACACCCCUGACCAAGCAAAGGGAAUAUCAAGAAAAGGAAAUCCAGCGCUUAAACCGGGCCCUAGAAGAAGCGCUGAACCUGCAACCCGCCUCUGCUCCCCAGGCUCCUGUGUUCAGUAACCAUGGCGAUGGAGCGAUGAACUUCAGGCGGCAGGAGCUCCUCACCCAAAUAACAGUACUAAAGGAGCAGGUGAAGAUCUUUGAAGAGGACUUUCAGAAAGAGCGAAGCGACCGAGAGCGCAUGAAUGAGGAAAAGGAGGAACUGAAGCAACAGGUGGAAAGACUGCAGGACCAAAUGACAAAGCUGACAAAUCAGUUGCGCCAGGCGCAGAGCGACUGUCAGAGAGAGCGAGUGGAGAGGUACAAACUGGAGAAACUUCAGAGGCAUCUUAAGCAGGGACACGAAAGACGCACCUCAGACCCAACCACUGGAUCAGUUAACCCUCCUGUGAGUCCCCCAUACUGUGGCCCCUUUGUGCAGCCUGGGCACCAGGCCUUCGAAGGCUGGGGCAUCCACUUCCCACCACGGGCAGUGCCUGUAGAGCAUGGCAGAGACUUCCAGCCAUUCCAGGCAGGGGGCUUUGUCUGGCCUCCUUUCCAUCCUCCUCGCAGUCCGAGGGGCCCCGGCGAGUCAACCCGACCUCCCCCAGAGAACACAGAACCGAUGUCACCUGGUCUUGGGAAAAGUGAGCGACAGAAUAUUGACCCAGGAAAGCACUAGCGUUCUCUCUGCACACAUAGAUAUGCGGUGCUAUAGGCUGCAGUGGUUUUAAAUGUAAGAAAAUAUAGUUUAAUUAGAUCUGUUUUACUGUAGGUAAUCAUUGUGCUUUUAUUUUGUCAGCUGCUUUAAGUAAGUUGUACUCAUCGGAAAAUACAAUUGUAUAGAUUUUUUUUCUGCUACUUUAUCAUUUACAAUUUGCAUGGAGGUAUGUAAUGUCACAAAAAUGCUAUUUUAAAUUUGAAAUAACAUUUUUUUUCCUUCUUAGAAAUUCUGCCUGGUAUUUUGUUUCCGAUCUCUCUGAUGUGUGACAUUGAUGACAUUACAAACAUAACCAAGAGAAUGAUUUAUUAACAUAUUUUGCAAACUAUUGGAUCAUAAAAUAAUCCUAAUUCCUGUAGCAUAUUUAAUGGGGUACACCUGCAAGAUUGCUACCAUCACAUUGCUCUGUGUUCCCAUAACUUUCAAAGAUUAUUUUCUUUUUCAGAAUUAGCGACUAAUAAUACAAGUGGCGUUUUCUUAUUUGGAAGGUUGACAGAAUUAUUUUAAAUGAUUUUUUGAAGGCAGGUUAGAUGGAAGAUUUUGAAGAAAUUGAAAACGUAAUUUCGUUCAUAGUUUGCAAAAGGUGUUUUCUAAUUACCCGUCUUUGAAUAAUUGUAUUGUUCAAGUUCUGUUGUCGUUCUUAGUGUUCUGUGUUCUAUUUGUGUUGUUGUCAUUGUCACCCUUAGUUUUGUAUUUGAAGAAAACAACCAAAAAAUGUCACUUUAUAAAUAAAUAAGUCUCCUGAUCAUUUUAGAAAUCUUAUUGAAGAUGAACUUGGAAACUGUUGAACUGAAACUGGGAUGAAGAAACUUAAUUAUACAGGACAGCUGGAUUCUCUCUUCUUCAGUUUUUAUCCUGGAAGAGCUAUUACCUAGAUAAAUCAACACUUCAUUCCAUGGAGUGUGAUUAGAAUCUUUAUUUAUUGUGACAUACAUUUUUUUCCUAAAAUGUACUUUCCUGUAAUUUUAGUUUUGUUAAGUCAAAAGUUAUUCUUUCUCAGGCAUUUAUGUAUUUUACAUAAUAAAUAGAUUAUUCAGAUGUUA
This is a messenger RNA of Lepisosteus oculatus (spotted gar), 3183 nucleotides long. RefSeq names its product TNFAIP3 interacting protein 1 (gene tnip1). NCBI's taxonomy places the organism in Eukaryota, Metazoa, Chordata, Actinopteri, Semionotiformes, Lepisosteidae. Gene Ontology annotation, biological process: negative regulation of canonical NF-kappaB signal transduction; regulation of transcription by RNA polymerase II; cellular response to lipopolysaccharide. The record is from RefSeq and is a predicted model, not a curated record.